Messenger RNA from Argentina anserina (silverweed cinquefoil), 486 nucleotides. Its product is annotated as E3 ubiquitin-protein ligase SINA-like 2. The record is from RefSeq and is a predicted model, not a curated record. The transcript has a single exon. Lineage: Eukaryota; Viridiplantae; Streptophyta; Magnoliopsida; Rosales; Rosaceae. Bases 1 to 486 code for a protein of 161 amino acids.
AUGACGGGGAAAGCUCUGCUGGAUUCGCCGAACGCCUCCACGACGCCGCGACAGAAGCGGCGCGUGGGGGAGGUGGCCGGAGGGGUGGCGGCAGGGUGCGCGGCGGUGUGCUGCUGCUGCCCCUGCAGCAUGAUGAACCUGCUCAUCUUGGCCGUCUACAAGGUCCCUCGUGGGAUUUGUAAGAAGGCCUGGGCCAUGACCAAGAAGAGCCACAACAAGAAGAACAAGCGACGCCGCCGCUGCAAGAAGGACCUGCUGCCCCGGCCCGCGUGGAUCGGUGGAGACGGCGGCGUGUUGGAGAAGACGGACAGCGGUGGGGAAGAUGAUGACGAUGAUGAUGGUGGUGAGUUGAAGAAGAAGGACGACGAUGACGACGAUGACGACGACGAUUCGGAGGACGCCGCCUUCGAGAAGGAGAUGUGGGACCGCUUUUACGGGGCCGGUUUUUGGAGAAGCUCUACGUCCGCGUCUAACAAAGAAACGUGA